Messenger RNA from Platichthys flesus (European flounder), 3141 nucleotides. It is a transcript of the gene spartb, whose product is annotated as spartin b. The transcript is spliced from 8 exons. Lineage: Eukaryota; Metazoa; Chordata; Actinopteri; Pleuronectiformes; Pleuronectidae. The record is from RefSeq and is a predicted model, not a curated record. Gene Ontology annotation, biological process: cell division; negative regulation of BMP signaling pathway. Gene Ontology annotation, cellular component: plasma membrane. The coding region runs from base 189 to 2021 and encodes 610 amino acids.
UUUGACGUCACUUCUCUCCAUCGAGCACUCGCCUGUCAAAACACAACGUGACUUUACUUCAGGGAAACUUCAGCUGAUUUGACACUGAAGCAUUUGAAGAACACAACUCCGACACAAUCGUUAGCUACAACAGAGCUAACCGGCUAAUCGAGCUUUCCUCUGGUGGUGUUUCCGCUCACUCGGGGGGAAUGGAGAAGGCUAAACAAGAUGCAUUCGACAGUGCCCGACUCCAAGUGAUCAAAGAUGGCUACGAGAGAGCCUUCGAGUGCAUCAACGAGGCACUGACGGUGGACGAGGCCGGAGACAAGGCCCGGGCCCUGGAGCUCUACAAGCGGGGGCGGCAGCACCUCCUCAGGGCCAUCAGCGUCCCCUCGCAGGGGGAGGAGUGUGCGGGCGGCCCCUGGGAAUCCGCCAGGCAGAUGCAGCAGAAGAUGAAGGAGACGCUGAACAACAUCACGACCCGUCUGGCCAUACUGGAGACCAGCUCUGACCUCCCAUCCGCCCCCCUGCUGAGCGCCACCGCUGAGUUUGGUCAUGCUGCUGCGGGCAUGUCUGCAGAAGGCCUCUACCCAGAUCUCCCAGCCAAAGACAAGCCCGAGAGACCAGCUCCACCAAACGUACUUUCCGCUAAAGGUGAUUCAGCAGGAGCUGUAGGAGGGAAGCCUGCAUGCAGUGGUGCAGGCCUCCCCCUCUCCCCCACCAAACAGCCAGUGGGGCCGGCCGAUCAGCCUCCAGCCUACUCCCCUCAGGCGGCCGACGGCCACCUGUCCAUUUCUUAUGGAACGGAUGAAGGGGAGAUGUCGAUGGUCGGGGAUGAGUUCUACAGUCGCAGCUCCAACACCACGCCAUCCCCCCAGAGCAUGGGCGAGGAGGGGGAGGAGCUGCUCUACAUCCCUCACGGGGUGCAGAUAUUCUUUGUUACGCCCGAAGGUCAAGUGAGCGCUCCGUCGUACCCCGGUUACCUGCGACUGGUCAGGUUUACUGGUGAUCACUCCGACAGCACGCCCAACCGCCCACCCGCCUUUCUGCAGGUGUGCGACUGGCUCUACCCACUCAUGGCCGUGGACUCUCCAGUGCUGCUGUGUAACACUGGGGUGUUUAUGUUUCCGGACAUGAUGGCACCAGCUCCAGGCUACUACGUCGGGGUGGUGCUGUCCUCUGAGUUGCCUUCUUCAAACAGACAACUGUUCCAGGACCUGUUGUCCCAGAUGACAGAUCUCAGGGUUCAGGAUCCAGAUGAAGCAGCAGAGGCCAUCAAUCUCAGUCAGAAAGUGCCCAUAGUCACACCUGAGGAGAUUGCACCAGCCGAAGAAGAGGAGGACAAACCUUUGCCCGAGUGGAGUGAAAAGGUGGCAAGUGGGAUCCUGACCGGUGCCUCCUGGUUAAGCUGGGGUCUGGUGAAAGGAGCCGAGUUCACGGGCAAGGCCAUCCACAAAGGGGCGUCGAAACUCCGAGAACACAUCACUCCAGAGGACAAACCCACCCACGUCAGCCCCACGGUCACAAAGGGCCUCCAUGUGGCCAAGCAGGCGACGGGUGGAGCUGUCAAAGUCAGCCAGUUUCUAGUGGACGGGGUGUGUACCGUCGCCGGCUGCGUGGGGCGCGAGUUGGCUCCGCAUGUGAAAAAACACGGAGGAAAGCUGAUCCCGGAGUCUAUGAAGAAAGACAAGGACGGGCGCUCCAACAUAGACGGAGCUAUGGUGGUGGCGGCCAGUGGAGUGCAAGGAUUUGCAACCAUGUGGACUGGUUUAGAAGUGGCAGCAAAGAACAUCACCACCAGUGUUGCAUCAGAAACGGUCACAACAGUCAAACACAAGUACGGGGCGGCAGCGGGUCAAGCCACAGACAGCGCUGUCAACUCUGCCAUUAACGUGGGCCUCACUGCCUUCAACAUCGACAACCUGGGGAUCAAAGCUGUGGUGAAAAGGACUGGGAAGCAAACGGCAAAGGCCAUUUUGGAAGACUACAAGCUUCAGGAAAAACCAGAGAACGGGAAGCAACUGGAGAAACUGGACAAGUAGCCGACGGUGCAACAUUCCCCCAGCAACGCCUUAAACCAACGUUUUUAUUCUUCUACCAAAGGAAUCUAUAUUUAAUAUAUUUGAUUUAUUAACACAUGUAGAAGACAACUACUGUUAUAUUCAUAUCCUCUUUAUCCUUUGGUAAAACUCUUGAGCACUUUAAGUUUUAUGCAAAACAGGGUAGAUGGACCUAAAUGUGAAGAAACUGAAGGUUGGAUAAUCCAAAUUAAAGGAAGAUAUAUAAAUAUAUAUAUAUAUAUAUAUAUAUAUAUAUAUACACACACAAUAUAAUAUCAGGUACGAAAUAACACUGCGGUUUGUACUCUGAACUUGUUGAGUGUUUUUUGACUAAACACUGGAAUCUCUCUUUAAUCUUGAAGACGCAUCUAUGCGCGAGUUGCUAGGGUAAGUGCAAUUUGAAUUUAAAAAUAAAAAGACAGUUUUAUGUUAUUAUAUUAAUAAAAGGAUUAUACGUAAUAUAUAUAUAUAUAUAUAUAUAUAUAUAUAUAUAUAUAUAUAUAUAUAAUGAAUGUAUGACUGUUUCAGACCAAAGCAGUAACUAAAGUGAUGUUUUUCCCCGAAGUGUUGAGAUGAGAAGUAACCACUGCUGCUGACUGUGCCUGCAAGUAUCUAACACAAUGUGAAAUUGAAUGCUUUGUGAAAAUGAUGCUGUCAAACUUGUUCGGAGUCUAUAAUGUAUUUUUGUUAAACCUUUAAUAUGUAGCAGGAGCUGUUUCUGUCUAAAUCUGUAAAGCGGAUGUGUUCCUAUUCAGUCUUCUGUGCUUUCCUGUACAUUUCAAUACACAUAAAUACACAUGUUUCCAAAAUGUUAAUGUUUGUUCAUAUAAAAAAUCUAUUUAGAUUUCUUUUAUUUUGAUGUAUGGACUAAAUAUAUAACCAAAUGUGAGUUUUCAAGUAUGACGCUAACUUUGUUUCUAAGCCAGAUAUAUAUAUAUUUUUUUGAGUGAAGUGAUCUGGUUUGUCCAGCGUUAACCCGCUCUGCAGGUAAUUCUAAUUUUCAGAUGUGUUCCUAGUUUUUGCAGUGACAUUUAUUUACCACAUGAAAUACUGACACUUUACUCAAACAAGUAAUAAAAUGUGUAAAAACAAGAGAAAUCCA